Lodderomyces oxycetoniae is the source of this 711-nucleotide messenger RNA. It is a transcript of the gene PEX11, whose product is annotated as Pex11p. The transcript has a single exon. The record is from RefSeq and is a predicted model, not a curated record. NCBI's taxonomy places the organism in Eukaryota, Fungi, Ascomycota, Pichiomycetes, Serinales, Debaryomycetaceae. Gene Ontology annotation, biological process: peroxisome fission. Gene Ontology annotation, cellular component: peroxisomal membrane. Bases 1 to 711 code for a protein of 236 amino acids.
AUGGUUGCUGAUUCAAUUACUUAUCAUCCAACAUUAACCAAGUUGGUCAAAUUCUGGGACUCAACACCCCAAAGAGAGAAAAGCUUUAGGUUAUUAGCCUACUUAUCGCGAUUCUUGAGCUAUUACUGCUAUAGAAAAGGCUAUUCAAAGGAACUCAUUGAUAUGUUUGCCAACUUGAAAAACCAGUUUUCCUUUAUUAGGAAAGGUAUGAGAUUCUUUAAACCCGUGACUCAUUUACAAGCUGCUUCAAGGGCCUAUGACAAUAAAUUAUUAGACCCUGUUUUGCAAUUUACCACAAUUGUUAGAAAUUUGAGUUAUGCUGCUUAUUUGGGCUUUGACGGUUUGAUUUUUGGUAAAAUGUUGGGCCUCGUUAAUAAAUCAAGAGUCCCAGAUGCUGCAACAUGGGCAAGCAGAUUCUGGUUACUUGGAUUGGCUGCCGGUAUCAUAAACUCAUUAAGAAUCAUCUACUCAUUGAGCUCGUAUGAACGUAGUUCAACAUCAUCCGCUGAUGAGAAAAACCAAGCUGACAUAAAUGAUGUCAAUAACAAAUUGUACAUUGCAAAGAGAAAAUUGGUGUGGGAUUUGUUAGAUAGCUUUAUUGCUUUGAACACCUUGAACUUUUUGCACUUUACUGAAGGUGAUAUCGGUUUAGCUGGUGUUCUUACUUCGCUUAUGGGCUUGGAAGAUCAAUGGAAAGCUCAAUCAAUUUAA